GCCUAGCAAGUCUGCGAAGUAGCGUACCUCCGUGAUUGAGCAAUCCCCUCACGAUGGCAGUGAAGCACUUUGUGCUUAUUAGGUUCAAAGAAGGAACAUCUGCAGAGGAGAUCAUCAAGAAAAUGGAGGAGAUGGCUUUGGAGAUUGACAAAGUAAAAUCUUUUGAAUGGGGGCAGGAUUUGGAAUCAGAGGAGAUGUUGAGGCAGGGAUUCACUCAUGCCUUCUCCCUGACAUUUGAGAGCAAGGAAGAGUUCGUUGCUUUUUCUCAGCACCCGACCCAUCUUGCCUUUGCAGAGAUAUUGCUCUCCGCAGUUGAGAAGGCCAUCGUGUUUGAUUUUCCCGUUGUUCAAGUCAAGCCAUUAAUCAAUGCUUGACGAGUGGAGAAGGGGGUGCCUGCCUGCAUCCGGGAAGUGUUUAGAAGAAGUCGCGUGUUGGAAGCCGGAUCAGGCGCCUACGUAUGGUUCUCUUCGUUUGAGUGAUGUUAAAGAUGCUCGGAAUAUUAUUCCUACCUAUAAGCGUAUUUGGAGAAAGAAUUUGUUUUCUGUCUCUCUGUCCUUUCUGUUUUCUUCUUCUGUUGCUACAGCAAGUCUGGAUUUGGUGGGAUGGACGCAGUGCUUGCUAGACAGAAACUUACUGUCUAAACGCACUGUGCAUGAUCAUAUUACAAAUAAUUAAAUAGAUUCUACCUUGUCUGUUAUUUUGUUUA
Messenger RNA from Nymphaea colorata (pocket water lily), 706 nucleotides. Its product is annotated as stress-response A/B barrel domain-containing protein At5g22580. Lineage: Eukaryota; Viridiplantae; Streptophyta; Magnoliopsida; Nymphaeales; Nymphaeaceae. The coding region runs from base 54 to 374 and encodes 106 amino acids. The record is from RefSeq and is a predicted model, not a curated record. The transcript has 3 exons.